Molecule: messenger RNA, 2504 nt
Organism: Trifolium pratense (red clover)
Lineage: Eukaryota; Viridiplantae; Streptophyta; Magnoliopsida; Fabales; Fabaceae
Product: beta-glucosidase BoGH3B-like
Exons: 11
Coding region: 390-2288 (632 amino acids)
Biological process (GO): glucan catabolic process
Molecular function (GO): beta-glucosidase activity
Source: RefSeq, a predicted model, not a curated record
ACUGAUUGUCAAAAAAAAAUAAAGAAAAUUGAUUGGACCAUGUGUCCAAAUAUAGUGGAGAAGAGAGUAAAAAUUCUUCAUAAUGCAAAAGAUUAAAUUGAAGUAUAGGUAAAAAAUAAAUUGAAGUAUGCAAAAGAUAUUGUAUAUCUUCUUUUAUAGUAUUAAAUUUAUUUACAUGAUCGCAUUGCAUCACAUCAGAUCUAAUUGAAGAUCUUGCAAGAUAGCAUAUGUCGGAAGUAAUGUGUCACCUGCCACGUCUACUUCAUUUGGUGAUGAUGAUGGUUGAUACUUCAUUCUAUGCACAGUGUCAUUGAAUUCAGACUUUCCAAUUCCACAUAAACUCAAGAAUCUUAGUUGAGAAUUAGAUUCAGUGAAUAGGAGGUGCUAAAAUGGAAAAAAUUCCCAUAUUUUUGGUGGGGUUUUGGCUAUUAAGUACUUGGGCUGGUUUAUUGGAGACAGAAGAUAUGAUGAAGUAUAAGAACCCUAAUGAGUCAGUUAGUAUUAGGGUUGAGGAUCUUAUUAGCAGAAUGACUCUUGAGGAGAAAAUUGGUCAAAUGUUACAAAUUGAGCGCAAAUAUGCAUCUAAUGGUGUGCUCAAAAAGUAUUUUAUAGGGAGUGUUCUGAGUGAGGGAGGGAGUAUUCCAGUUCCAAAGGCUUCUGCUGAAAACUGGAUUGAUAUGUUGAAUGAAUUUCAGAAGGAUGCUUUAUCAACAAGGCUUGGAAUUCCAAUGUUUUAUGGGAUUGAUGCUGUUCAUGGUCACAGCUCUGUUUACAAAGCAACUAUUUUUCCUCACAAUAUUGGCCUUGGAGCUACCAGGGACCCUGAACUAGUCAAGAGAAUUGGAGCUGCAACUGCACUUGAAGUUAGAGCAACAGGAAUUCAGUAUGUUUAUGCACCUUGUGUAGCAGUCUGUAGAGAUCCGAGAUGGGGUCGAUGUUAUGAAAGCUACAGUGAAGAUCCUAAAAUAGUUCAAGCUAUGACUGAUAUCAUAUCAGGAUUGCAAGGGGACAUCCCUGAUAAUAUGCCAUAUGGUGUUCCAUUUAUCGCUGGAAAAGAAAAGGUUAUAGGUUGCGCUAAGCACUACGUUGGUGACGGUGGAACAACCAAUGGGAUUGAUGAGAGUAACACUGUUAUAGAUAGAGAUGGAAUGAUGCGAAUUCACAUGCCAGGCUACUAUAGCUCUAUCAGCAAGGGUGUGGCAACCAUUAUGGUCUCUUACUCGAGUUGGAAUGGCGUAAAAAUGCAUGCUCACCAUGACCUAGUUACUGGCUUCCUCAAAAACACUCUCCAAUUUCAGGGCUUUGUUAUUUCAGAUUUUGAGGGUAUUGAUAGGAUCACCUCUCCAUUUCGUGCAAACUGCACUUAUUCGGUUCUAGCAGGAGUUUCUGCUGGCAUUGACAUGUUCAUGGUUCCGAAGUUCUACAUCGAAUUCAUUGAUGAGCUAACAGUGUUGGUGAAAAAUGAGUUCAUUCCAAUGAGUCGAAUUGACGAUGCCGUGAGAAGAAUUUUGCGGGUUAAAUUCAUGAUGGGUAUUUUUGAGAACCCUUUUGCUGAGUACAGUUUGGUCAAAUAUCUUGGGUUUAAGGAGCAUAGAGAACUAGCUAGGGAAGCUGUAAGGAAAUCCAUGGUCCUUCUAAAAAAUGGUAAAUCUGCUGAGAAGCCUCUAUUACCUGUUCCUAAAAAGGUUCCGAAAAUACUUGUGGCUGGGAGCCAUGCAAAUAAUCUAGGAUAUCAGUGUGGUGGCUGGACCAUUGAAUGGCAAGGAAUCAGUGGCAACGAUAAUCUCAAAGGGACUACGAUUCUCACUGCCGUGAAAAACACUGUUGAUCCAGAGACCAUAGUGAUCUACAAGGAGAACCCUGAUAUAGAGUUUGUCGAAUCCAAUGGAUUUUCCUAUGCCAUAGUUGUAGUAGGAGAGCAUCCUUACGCUGAAAUGCAUGGUGACAGCAUGAACUUGACAAUCCCUAAUCCUGGUCCUGAAACCAUAACAAAUGUUUGUGGAGCUAUAAAAUGUGUGGUUAUCAUUAUUUCGGGACGCCCUUUAGUUAUUGAACCGUAUGUUGGUUUGAUAGAUGCAGUUGUUGCUGGUUGGUUACCAGGUAGUGAAGGACAAGGUGUGGCUGAUGUUUUAUUUGGUGACUAUGGUUUUACAGGAAAGCUUCCACGAACAUGGUUCAAAAGUGUUGAUCAACUUCCAAUGAAUGUUGGCGAUUCUCAUUAUGAUCCCCUUUUCCCAUUUGGGUUUGGCCUUUCUACCAAACCUACUAAAGCUAUUUACUCUCAGUAGCUAUAAUCUUUUGAACUGCAUUUUUUUUGUCAAAUAGUUUAGUGGCUAUAAUUUCACUUUUUAGGGUGAAUAAGUGGGAGUACCAGGGUUCGAACCCCGGUCUUUGCAUAUUAUAUGUAAUGUCCCUGCAAAUUGAGUUAUGCUCACCGAGACUUUUGAACUGCAUAUUUAUUAAAAAGAAAACAUUAAAAGAUUGUGGAAGGUUGAUUUUGAACA